Molecule: messenger RNA, 1409 nt
Organism: Zophobas morio
Lineage: Eukaryota; Metazoa; Arthropoda; Insecta; Coleoptera; Tenebrionidae
Gene: Vps36
Product: Vacuolar protein sorting 36
Exons: 5
Coding region: 110-1282 (390 amino acids)
Biological process (GO): protein transport to vacuole involved in ubiquitin-dependent protein catabolic process via the multivesicular body sorting pathway
Cellular component (GO): late endosome membrane; ESCRT II complex
Molecular function (GO): phosphatidylinositol-3-phosphate binding; ubiquitin binding
Source: RefSeq, a predicted model, not a curated record
GCUGUCUGUCAUUGUCAACUGUCACAGAGUUGUCAAAGUGACGUCUCAAAAUUCAAUCAACAAAUUUAAACAAUUUUAGAAAAAUGCUGUAAAAUAACAAAUAAUUAAAAUGAACCGAUGGAAAUACACAACUCCUUUACUUCUAGACAAUGAAUCAACUCUAACCAGCGAAAAAAACGUCAGAUUGUAUGAUGGUGAUCAAAAGACAUCCUUUGAAGGCGGCGAACUCAUUAUAACCACACACCGAAUACUGUGGGGGCGCCCUGGUGCAAUAUCGAAAGGCCAAACCUGCCUAGCUUUAAAUUUAGCAUUAAUCGUCUACAUUGAAGAGGAAUCCCCAAGUGCUUUCAGCUUCAGCCGCUCUAGAAAAGUCGUCUUGCAUUUAUCAGAACCAACAGAUUAUGAACAAGACAAACCACAACAGACUAGCAUUUACAACUUUAUAAAAUUAUCAUUCAGAGAAGGGUUUAAUUCAAACGUGACAGGCAUACUCAAUGAUUGUAUCCAGCGAAAACAUUGGGAAAUCUUUCCACAACCAACCGCUGUAGAACCCCAAAAACACGCCCCACAGAUAAAACUGCGAACUGGAAUUGUAGGCAUCGAACGCAGUUUGCAAGAAAAGCAAAAAGCCGCAGAUGAAAGCAUAUCAGUGGCUUUUCAAGAUUUAAGUAAGCUGAUGAUCAUGGCGAAGGAUAUGGUGCAGAUAUCGAGGACAAUUUCUACAAAGAUUAAAGAAAGACAAGGCGACAUCACAGAGGACGAGACUGUGCGUUUCAAAUCAUACCUACUGAGUUUAGGUAUCGAUGAUCCAGUUACUAGGAAUUCAUACAAAACUGAUAACCAAUACUACAGAAGCUUGGCUAAACAAAUCUGCGAUUUUUUGCAGUCACAUAUUGAAGAAAUGGGGGGUAUGAUGGCGUUGACGGACGUAUUUUGUAGAAUUAAUAGAGCGAGAGGGUUGGAAUUGCUGUCUCCAGAAGAUAUUUUGAAUGCUUGUCAAAUAAUGGAGUCCAUGGAGUUGCCUUUGAAGUUGUUUGAGUUUAGUUCUGGAGUGAGAGUUUUGCAGCUUUCUACUUUGGACAGUGAAAGUGUUGCAGAGGCGACAGCGAUUUUGCUUGAUGAUAAAGGUUCAUUGUCGUCCGAAGAAUUGGCUCAGGCUCUGGGAAUUUCUUUUACUAUAGCUAAAGAAAGGUUACUUACGGCUGAGAAGUGUGGGAAGUCAUGCCGAGAUGAUUCAAUUGAAGGCCUAAGAUUUUAUCCUAAUCGAUUUUUGGCAGAGUGAAUGUUACUACUUGUGAUUUUUUUUAUUGUAUACCUGCCAUUUUAAACUAUUAUUUUUUGCAAUUAAUAUCAUUGUGUACAGUUAUUACAAGUAAUAAAUAUUUUAGAAUAUAUUCUUUGGCUGAUAA